Molecule: messenger RNA, 918 nt
Organism: Talaromyces marneffei
Lineage: Eukaryota; Fungi; Ascomycota; Eurotiomycetes; Eurotiales; Trichocomaceae
Exons: 8
Coding region: 1-918 (305 amino acids)
Biological process (GO): iron import into the mitochondrion
Cellular component (GO): mitochondrial membrane
Molecular function (GO): ferrous iron transmembrane transporter activity
Source: RefSeq, a predicted model, not a curated record
AUGGCGGAUCAGAUUCCUGGAGAGGAGUAUGAGUAUGAAGCUCUUCCUUCGAAUUAUGGCUUAGGACAUAAUAUGUUAGCAGGGGCUUUCGCGGGUAUUGCGGAGCAUUCGGUUAUGUAUCCGGUUGAUUUGUUAAAGACGCGAAUGCAAGUUUUACAUCCGGCCUCCGGCGGGCUUUAUACCGGUAUCACGAAUGCGGUGUCGACUAUCUAUCGAAUUGAAGGUUGGAGGACGUUGUGGAAGGGUGUUUCGAGUGUGAUUGUGGGUGCCGGUCCUGCCCACGCUGUCUAUUUCGGUACAUAUGAGGCAGUCAAGGAGUUAGCGGGUGGAAAUGAGGAUGGCCAUCAUCCAUUUGCUGCUGCUCUGAGCGGUGCCUGCGCCACUAUCGCCAGUGACGCACUCAUGAAUCCAUUCGAUGUCAUCAAACAGCGCAUGCAGGUCCACGGUUCCGUCCACAAGUCGCUUGCGCAAUGUGCCAGAACAGUCUAUCGAAUGGAAGGCCUCCAGGCUUUCUACGUCUCGUACCCGACCACCCUCAGCAUGACCGUCCCCUUUACCGCCACUCAAUUUGUCGCUUACGAGUCAAUAUCGAAAGUUAUGAACCCAUCUAAGGAGUAUGAUCCAUUCACCCAUUGUAUUGCGGGAGGUCUUGCUGGUGCCGUGGCAGCUGCAAUUACGACACCACUCGACGUGAUCAAGACACUUUUGCAAACUCGAGGCCUGGCCACGGACCAAGAAGUUCGCACUGCGCGAGGGUUGUUCAAUGCUGCUGCUAUCAUUAAGCGCCAGUUCGGAUGGGCCGGUUUCCUGCGUGGACUGCGACCUCGUAUUAUUUCGACCAUGCCCAGUACGGCGAUUUGCUGGACUUCGUAUGAAAUGGCCAAAGCCUACUUCAAGAACCAAAUGUCCGAAAAAUAA